Hyla sarda is the source of this 1270-nucleotide messenger RNA. RefSeq lists its product as uncharacterized. The record is from RefSeq and is a predicted model, not a curated record. The transcript has 4 exons. Lineage: Eukaryota; Metazoa; Chordata; Amphibia; Anura; Hylidae. Bases 1 to 1260 code for a protein of 419 amino acids.
AUGGAUGAAGAUCUAGAUCCUGGUUCGGUACCGGCUUAUGCCCGGAUUAAACACACUGUGCGGGUCAUUCUCACAGGUGAUGCGGCGGAUGCACGUGGCAUGAGGUUCGUGAUAGAGAACGUGCUCGACAAGAUUCUUAAUGUUCGUAAGCGAGAGAUUUUGGCCAUCCAGGAUUACCCUAAGCGGAGGAUCUACGACUGCACUUUCAUAGGGGAAGGCGUAUUCUUAGAUGCGGUAAUGAGAAUUCCAAAACAAGAUGAUCCGAGGCUUAAGGGUAUCCAAAUUGUCGAGCACGUCCUAGAUGAAACCAAGUUGAUUGUCGUGAAGAUGUACUCCCCUUUUGUAAAUCAGAGAGAGAUCGAUGGGUUCCUGACAGCCUACUUUAAAAAGGUGGAGUUCAGAGGAAAAAUCAUGAACGACUGUGGUGUCUGGACCUCAAAAUGGCGAUAUCAAGUCACGUGCAACAAAGACCCCACCCUCCCAGGGGGGAUACUUUUACCGCCUGCUCGUUUUAAAUUAAACAAUGUGUGUGGCGACCUCUUUUUUGCGGGAAUGCCAAAUUUCUGCAGAAGACCAAAAAAAACCACAGAACAGCAAGGGCAACCCAAGAGAGACGUCCGGAAACCAGCCUGGGGAAAAGCCAGAGAGGAGGAGCACCCCCCACAAGAAGAGGUGAAGAGUGAUUUUAGAAAAAAGACUGGGAGGAAUGCCUGGAAGAUGAAUGUAUCCCUUUUAGAAGAUCUGCAGGUUUUAUCCGAUUUUAUCAACUUCUACAAGGACUGCAGACGGAAAGAUCUGGCCUGGAGCUGCAUACACGAGUGUCUUCCAUGCCGGGCAUUCCAGCACCGAAGAAGGAUGGCCAACACUGCAGUAUGCCCGAGGGAGGGCUGCCAGGAACCCAAGACCGUGUACCACCUUUUCUGGACUUGUUUUUAUGCAAAAAGGGAAUGGACUAAAAUACUCCCUCUGGUGAAGAAGAUAACAGAAAUAAAGGACUUAAACUCUGCAGCUGUUUUUUAUGGAUGUCUGGAAUGCCCAAUACGGACUCAAGAGAUAAUGGCAUGGAAGAUCAUAAACUGUGUUAAAGCAGCUCUAUGGAAUGCCAGAAACAUUUUACUUUUUAAACAUGAGAUUUUAUCUGUGAAUGAUGUUUUAGCUCUUUGUUUUAGUGAUAUGUACCAGUACUUUUUAUUAGACAAGAAAUAUUAUCCUUUAUUAGCUAGAAAAUGGUAUUUUAAUGAAUGGAACGCCCUUUUGUAAAGCCACCAAG